UUUCACAAAUAACGUGAAUGAAUGUUUUGAUUUUUUUCCCAUUCUCGGCAUUGAAAAAUUAUGAGAAUGUUAGAUGUUAAAAGCAUGUUUUUUCACAUUAAAUUUAAUUCAAUUUUAAAUUGUUCCAUUUUAUUCAUUUUCUUUAAUUUGUCAACGUUUAAUGAUGAUCCAAUUUUUUUUGGACGGAAAACGAUGUACUACUAACCUAAUAAAAUUUAGCAGAAAAAUGGAUGUUUUUUUUUGUUUAUUGCCAAAAAUGACCGGUAUUUUCUGUGGUUAUUGUUGACGAGUACGAUGUACGAUAGACCUUGGCCCAAAAAAAAAAAAAAAAAAAUUAAGUUUCCAUUUUAGUUUUGUGUUUCAGAUUUUAUUAUUAUUUUGGAUCCCUCUUUUAUCUCUACCAUGUGUGUGUUUUUGGUUGUUGCCGUAGUCGUGGUAAGAACAUCCUUCGAUCAACAAAAAAAAAAAUGAAAUUUCAAACGUUUUAUUUUUGCUGCUGGAAAUUCAUAUAUAAAGACCCAUGAUGAUGUUACAGAAAUCAAUCUGAUCAAAACGAUUCAAGAAUUUAAAACAAAAUUUGACAAAUCAAUCAAUCAAUCGAUAAAAAAUGAAAUUUUUUAUUGUAACCAUCUUAGCCAUCACCGGCACCAUUGUUUUGGCCAAUGAAAAUCCAUCACCAUCUUCAACAUCGGGUAAAUUGAAUAUGCAACAAGUGGAAGCAUUGCUUCAACAAAUUGAAAAAGAUGAAGCUCGAUUAAAACCCAACGUGCCGAAUGAUCCAACCGUUACGGUUGCAUUGCAACAACUUUUCACUCAAUUUCGUCAGCUAACUGGUGCCUAUGUUGAUGUAUUGAACGCAGUGAAUAAACAAAUUGGCCUGCCUAAAUAUCCAAAAUUACCCGGAUUAACACGUUAUCGUCGUGGUAUUCGUGAAACAGCACCAUUCAAACAAAUUAUUGAAAAUGUCGAGCAAUUAGGUACAAGUAUUUCAGAAGUUGGCCAAUUAGUUACACGUACCGUAUCAAGUAUUAGUGAUGAUUCACGUAAAACCGUGAUGAAACAAUUUCAACAAUUCACUGAUUUAUGGUCCAGUCAAUUGAACGAAAUUUCACGUAUGUUUGAUCCAUCAGUAAUGGCAAUGUAUAGUGCUAAUGAAUUACAAGGACGUGAUGAUAAUGCAAAUUUUGUUGAUGAAGUACAACGUCAAGUACAACAAUUGGUUAAAGAUAUUCAACGUUAUGUGGAUAAUUUUGUAAAUAGUAUCCGUAAUCGUGUUACAGGUUUAAGUAAUCAGGUUUUUCCUGGUGAACGUAGACCAGUUUUAAGCAUUUAAAUUAAUUAAUUAAUUUCAAUCGAAUCAAUCAUCUGAACAUUUAACACUCAUAUUUCCACUUUCGUUAUUAUCAUUUGAAUUUGAAAUUAAAAAAAUUUGAACUUAUUGAUUGAUUGAUUAAUUGUAUCUUUUAUUUAUUGGCGCAUUUUUUAACAAUUUUUUUUUGGCCAUCUGCUUUUCGUACAUACAAAUGUGAACAUGGAUAGAAAAAAAAAUUUACCAACAUCGAGCAACAUGAGAAAUAUGAUAAC
This is a messenger RNA of Dermatophagoides farinae (American house dust mite), 1584 nucleotides long. The record is from RefSeq and is a predicted model, not a curated record. NCBI's taxonomy places the organism in Eukaryota, Metazoa, Arthropoda, Arachnida, Sarcoptiformes, Pyroglyphidae.